UAUCGUAUUCUACAAGUGUGAUUAGUCAAGGCUACUCAAUUUGUUUCAAUAGAAGGAAUUUGGUGUAGAGUCGGAUGUGGCAGUGAAAUUAGUUAUCGUGUACAAAAAAUGUCAAAAAAUAGUAACACGACGAAAAAAAUUAAUAAUCCUUUAUUUAGUGCCUCGGUUACUGGUGCAACUGUUGAGGAUUUUACGCAAAAUGCGAAAUUAUUAGUAGCGCAGGAAAUUCCCGAAAAAAGUGAUCAAAGUGUACAUCCUACAACGAUAAGUAACCAAGAGGCAGGUCAACACAGUUUGCAUCAAUCUCCUCAACAAAAAGAAGGCAUAAUUCAUAAAUCGAAAGAAAACAUAUUUUCUUCGUUUUUCUCCAGUUCUGACACUUCGGCAAACUUUCUUGUUGCAAAUUCUGCACCAUCUUUUACAAGUCCCGUUUCGUCUGACUUAUUUCAGUCACCAGCAAAUCAACCCUUACCACCGCCGUCAAUUACAGCAGCUUCAUAUAAAUCAUCCACAGUUCCGUCAACCCCAAUACAACCACUCGUUUCGCAAACAUCACAAGUCCCGCCAACUACCCUUCCUCAUUUAUUCUCCAACAGCCCUAUUUUGCAUUCUGGUACAACACCUACAUCUCUAUUUACACCUGGAGAUGCUUUUUCACAAAGCCUUGCACCAGCAUCUAACCCGACUUUGACGCAAUCAACUUCUUCUCCUGCUUUAUCACAUGACUCAAUUACACCAACUGUUGUAAGUGAUACGCAAUCUAUUCCUUUUUACAAUCCCACUCAAUUAGAGAACAAUCACCCUACUGCCCAACCAGUUCCACUUUUUCCUUCGGGACCCACCGCCGAACAUCCUCCAUUUGCUGGUGAAACAUCAAACAGUCAUCGACUAACUGCUUCGAAGAAUGCUUAUAGACGUACAGGUUUGAAACGACCGACUUAUGCCCAAAUACCAGGUCUUUUAAGUAAUCAGCUGUCAACGUCUCCGCCGGAGAUAUUUUCACCUGGAUUACCUGUACCUCAUCUUCCUGAGCCUAAGAAUCAGGAAUUAUAUCCGGUUGGUGAAACACCGCCUUUGAAUGUUCCGCAAUUUUCUAAUGCUGGAAAUGUGUCCAACGAUUUCCAAAAUAUAAAUCAAAACAGAGCGAACAUUUUGACUCCUUCAAAGUCUCCGUUACUUGAAAGCUCUCUUCAGCUAACUAGUCCUGUUAUGUCAGCAAUGCCUUUCGAAGAACUUCAACAGACACAAAACAUUCCGUUUCCUUCAAAUCCGAGCCAAAAACAUGCCAACAUCUCACAUAACAAUACUAGUUUUAAUCCAGGAUACCGAGAGGUUUAUCACCAUUGGUUUUAUAAACGUAAAGUCGCAGAUGAUGUCAUUUGGACCACGUUUUCUAUGGCAGAUUCCCUCAAAUUAGAGGCAGUUUUUACAUCACACGAUAUCUCACCCGAUAAGGUGGUUGCUACUGAUGGUGGAAGAUAUGACGUGAACAUCCUUCGAAGAGAACGGUACGCCGUUUACUGGGAAAGUUCUCCGACUGAAGUAAGGAGAUGCUCUUGGUUUUUCAAACGUGCAACUGAAACCCAUUUUGUGCCUUAUGAAGAGAAUAUAGCCACAAUGCUAGAAGAAGAAUACAAGACUGCUUACGAAUCUAAUAGUUGGAACAAGAAGGUUAAUCUUCCAAACGGUGAUAUACUAGUGCUGCACGGUCCUGAUAUGAUUGUAUUCCUUGAUCCAACUCAGCCAAGCGACGCUUCCAAUAAUAUCGCAACGCAGUCGAAGCAGAAAAUAGUGAAGCGUGGCUUAGACGAAUUCGAUAUAGACGAAGGAGAGCCGGAAGAGAUUGACCAUUUACUGUUUUUAGUUCAUGGUGUCGGGGCUGCAUGCGAUUUAAAAUUUCGAAGUGUCGAAGAAGUUGUUGAAGACUUCAGAUGUAUAGCCCUCCAGUUAGUACGAUCGCACUAUAGGUCUUCUUGUGAAAGGGGGUUAGCUAGCAGAAUAGAAUUACUGCCUAUUAGAUGGCAUAGUCAGCUCCAUUCAGACGAGACAGGGAUCGACAAAAAAUUAAAAAGUAUUACGUUAGAUAGUAUUCCACGUUUGCGAAAAUUUACAAACAAUACUCUUCUCGACAUACUGUUUUAUUCAAGUCCAAUUUAUUGUCAGACAAUUAUUUCGACGGUUGGAAAUGAACUUAAUAGAUUAUACGAUUUGUUUAAACAACGAAAUCCUUCUUUCAACGGUGGGGUGUCAUUGGGUGGUCAUAGUCUAGGAUCGCUUAUUCUUUUUGACUUACUUUCACAUCAGUAUCCUGAUUCGGAAGAAGAAACAAAUUCCCCGAAAGAAGAAGUCACUACUGUACUGAAACCUGAAGUAUCCCAAAGGAAAUUUAAUAGACGAAUAAGUUAUAUGAUGUCGGCUGCUGGUACGGGUCAACCACAAUUAAUUUACCCUCGUCUUUCUUUUCAACCAAAGGCAUUCUUUGCCCUUGGGUCGCCUAUAGGGAUGUUUGUUACGGUUCGAGGAUUGGAUACUUUAGGUGAAGAUUUUGCACUGCCUACGUGUCCAGCAUUUUUCAACAUUUUUCACCCUUAUGACCCGGUAGCAUACCGCGUCGAAUCGUUGAUAAAUCCACAACUGUCAAGUCUGAAACCGGUCUUAAUUCCCCACCAUAAAGGGAGAAAACGUAUGCAUUUAGAGUUAAAAGAAACGAUGGUUAGAGUUGGAACAGACUUAAAGCAAAAAAUAUUGGACUCUAUGAGAAGCACUAUCGGAUCUUUGUUGCAUUUCUCGUAUUUUAGUAAGCGCGAAGAUGAAAAUACGCUAGAAGCAGAAGUGGAUAAAGUGAUAGAAGAAGAAAUAACGGAAAAAAGUAACCAAGUGGCUUACGAAGAACAAAGUGAAGAUCAAAAUUCCACAGGCUUAUCUUUAGGGAUCUUGAAUAAAGGUAGACGAAUCGACUAUGUUUUACAAGAAGCGCCUUUCGAGAUAUUCAACGACUAUAUUUUUGCCCUCACUAGUCACGUCUGCUACUGGAAUUCUGAAGACACAAUGUUGCUGAUUCUGAAAGAAAUCUAUGGGUCUAUGAAUAUUUCUACCGACAGCCAGAUACCACAACAAACCAUGACGAUAGAAAGAACAACUCCUCAACCACAAACACAAAAAGCAGCAACAGUAACAAACGGCAAUCGAAGUAACCCAAGUCCGUCUGCACCAAUAGGAAUGGAUCCAACUGCACCUAUUGCGUCAAAUAUUAAUAUUGGGCCGCCUCCGAUUUCUGGAUUCGUUAAAAAAAAUUAAUAUUUAUAUAUAACUAUGUUGUAUAUAUAUUUUUAUACAAUUUAGUCUUAUUAAUAAAAAGAAAAAAUAUUUUGUAGAUUUUUGUCAUUCAAUACUCCACUCUUAAAAAUGAUUGCGAAUACGUUGUUAAGACGAUAAUGAUAAACGAAGUUGAAUACUACACAUUUAUUAGAUGCUUUAUUGUAUACAAAAAUAUAUAACUAGAAAAGAUAUAGUUAAAGUACUCUGAAACAUGUAUAUACACUUAUAAAAAAUAAUUUCCAAUCAACUUUACGUGUAAGGCUAGAUCAUCAUGACAUAUUUUCAGAGAAGAAUAUUACGACAGUCUUUUGGAAAACUACUUUUUUUUUUUUGCUAUUCGGCAUUGCAUAUAGAUUACCAAGUUUUGAAAAAACGCAUACAUACAUUUAAUGUUUAGAAAACAUCUAAAAAUUGUAACGAUUAACAUCAAUCAUAUUAUUAUUAUUAUUAUUAUUAUUAUGCAUUUAGUAAUAGUAAUAUAACAUAGCUGCUUAUUAUUUACUUGAAAAUUUUAAAUACUGUACGUUUUAAGACAAGUUUACGUUUUAAUUAGUUUAUUUCGAGUGAAAAAAUUCACUUCAGACUUGCUAGUUACGUCAAAAAUAAAUGCAACGUUAAUACUUCCAUUAAAUACUUCUUGAGAUUACUAGUAUUUAUUUUUUUCUUUUUUUCUUUGCAACCACACAAAUUGGUCCGUCCUUUUUCACGAUUAAAUCACCUCGUUGCUAAUUUUCAAACAUUAUAAUUCGACGAAAACAAAAAUUGCUUAUUUACCAAACAAAGAAAA
Agrilus planipennis (emerald ash borer) is the source of this 4105-nucleotide messenger RNA. It is a transcript of the gene PAPLA1, whose product is annotated as phospholipase DDHD2. The record is from RefSeq and is a predicted model, not a curated record. Bases 109 to 3297 code for a protein of 1062 amino acids. NCBI's taxonomy places the organism in Eukaryota, Metazoa, Arthropoda, Insecta, Coleoptera, Buprestidae. The transcript is spliced from 12 exons. Gene Ontology annotation, cellular component: COPII-coated ER to Golgi transport vesicle. Gene Ontology annotation, molecular function: metal ion binding.